This is a messenger RNA of Monodelphis domestica (gray short-tailed opossum), 1515 nucleotides long. The record is from RefSeq and is a predicted model, not a curated record. NCBI's taxonomy places the organism in Eukaryota, Metazoa, Chordata, Mammalia, Didelphimorphia, Didelphidae.
UUCUAAUGCAUAGAAUAAUCAAUAUGGUCAAAUUUUCAUGGGUCUUUGGAAAAGUGCUGCUGCAGGACACCACAGCAGCAGUGCACUCCCUGUACAAAGAGAGCUGGGACAUAACUACUGUGUUGAGGAUGGAGCGGUGCAUGUUACUGAGAGGGCUCUGUAAGGGAGGCAAGACCACGAAAGAGGACAUUUUGAGAUUCUACCAUUUAAAGCUUCAGGAGAAACAGAAAACAACACCUGUCAAAAUAAAGGAAAGAAAGCCAGGAGCAGAAGAUCAGGGAAAUGCUAGGUUACCUGAGCACCAGCAAUUACAGAAGGACAAUGCACAGUUACCAGACGAGUCAGAAGAGGAGGUGAUUCCUACAGGGGAUCCAUGUAGAGAUAAAGACACCUCAAGUCAGCACUCACCCAGAGAGGAGUUUCAGUUGCAGGCUGGAGAGUGGAAGGACCCUGCCAAGAAUGACUUUGAGGACCUGCCAUCAUCACUGGGCCAUCCACCAACUCGAGAAGAGGCACAGUCUCUUGAGGACAGCAUGGCACCCAGGAAACUCUCAAAGAUGGAUGAUGACUAUGCAAGUGAUGAUGAGAAAAGCCUGGAUGAAGAAGAUGAGGGCAAGCCAGACUCAGGACCUGUUUGUCAAGAAGCCAGUACACCCAACAGCAGCUCAGUGCAAACUCAACAAAGAAGCUCCUUAUCAGAAACCAAAGACUUGAUUACUUCCUUACCAAGUCAGAGGAAGAAAGAGACCACUAGGUUCAAAAGAAAAACCUCUUUCCCAUUAUUGACAGCUAAAGAUUUACUCCUUGAAAGGAUGUUUCAUGAUCCUGAGCUGCAGGAGUCAGACAAGUUCUUUAGGAGCCUCCCUCAACUGGUGAAGCUUACUUUGGAGCUAUACAGGCUGAUUGAGUCCAAGUCUGAAAUGCUCUGUUACUUCAUCAUCAUUCUAAACCACAUGGUCUCAGCUUCCAUUCUGACACUGGUGCUCCCCAUUCUGUGCUUCUUAUGGGCUAUGCUCUCUGUUCCGAGGCCUCCUAAACGUUUCUGGAUGGCUGCUAUCUUUUACACAGAGGCAGCAGUAGUGGUCAAAUAUUUCUCACAGUUUGGAUUUUUGCCCUGGACCACAAAGCUCUAUGCUGGUAUACAUGGAGAAAAGCCAUUUGCUCUGCCAAAUAUAGUCGGGAUCGAAAAGAAGAGUGGUUAUGCCCACUAUGACCUUGUGCAACUGCUGGCUUUGUUCUAUCAUCGGUCAAUCCUGAAGAAUCUGGGACUAUGGGAUGAGCCAUCUUCUGACCAUGCUAACUUCCAAGAAAUGAAAAAGAUUAGAAAGUCCAAGAAUCGACAGAGCAGCAAAAGACCAAGGGAUUUUCCCCAGGGUUGGCAUGAAGAGCCUCAAUCUCUUCCUCAGCCUGCCCCUUCCCUAUGGACUUUCUGGAGAAAGAGACAAACACCUUUGGGUCAAGGUGGGCUUUGAGGGAAAAAAAAGAGGAUUCAUAAUAAAUCUUAAGCUUCAUAUU